Rhinichthys klamathensis goyatoka is the source of this 2500-nucleotide messenger RNA. RefSeq names its product lysyl oxidase-like 2a (gene loxl2a). NCBI's taxonomy places the organism in Eukaryota, Metazoa, Chordata, Actinopteri, Cypriniformes, Leuciscidae. The transcript has 14 exons. The record is from RefSeq and is a predicted model, not a curated record. Gene Ontology annotation, molecular function: copper ion binding; protein-lysine 6-oxidase activity. Gene Ontology annotation, biological process: sprouting angiogenesis; peptidyl-lysine oxidation. Bases 166 to 2376 code for a protein of 736 amino acids. Gene Ontology annotation, cellular component: membrane.
GUGGGAGGCGGUGAAGCGCGUGUACUGGUUUAAAAGUGUUGCAGGAGACAGACAGAACCAGCGCUGCUGCACCAGAUCCAGAUCCAGCUCCAGCUUCGCGUGUAACUGGGCAGAGUUUCUUCACUACAACAAACUUUGUCCAAAGGUCUUUGUGGAAGUUUAGCCAUGGCGGUCUCUUCUGCAUUGUACAUCUUCAAUCUGUUGGUCCUGGUUCAGGCCCAAUCUGAAUCCCAGCAACCCAAGAUUCAACUCCGCCUAGCCGGUGAUAAACGCAAGCAUUACGAGGGUCGUCUAGAGGUCUUCUACAACAAUGAAUGGGGGACUGUCUGUGAUGAUGACUUCUCAAUGGAAGCGGCUCAUGUUGCGUGCCGGCAGCUUGGCUUCCUGGGCGCUGUGGCUUGGUCCCCAUCUGCAAAGUUCGGACAAGGAGAAGGUCGCAUUUGGCUAGACAAUGUCCAUUGCACAGGAAGAGAAAAAUCUUUAGCCGAAUGCCCCUCGAAUGGCUUUGGGGUGUCGGACUGCAGGCACAGCGAGGAUGUUGGGGUGAUGUGCAAUCAGAAGCGGAUCCCUGGCCACCGGUUCAUCAGUACCAUCAACAACAAUGUUGAGACUCUUGAAGAACGGGUGGAAGAAAUCCGUAUAAGACCCAUAUCGUCUCACCUCAAGCGCAUCCCAGUCACAGAAGGCUAUGUGGAACUGAAAGAACGGGGGAAAUGGAGGCAGAUCUGCGAUGAGGAGUGGACCCCCUUUAACAGCCGAGUCGUCUGUGGAAUGUACGGAUUCCCCGGAGAGAAGAGCUACAACAACAAAGUCUACAAAUCACUGUCCAUGCGUAAAAGAAAGAACUACUGGGGUUUCUCAGUGAACUGCACAGGAAAUGAAGCCCACCUGUCCAGCUGUAAACUGGGCAAACCCCUGGUGUCCAAGAGGAACGGCACUUGUGGACGUGGCCUGCCUGUGGUGGUCAGCUGUGUGCCUGGAAGGGCUUUUGCUCCCUCAUCCUCCACUGGUUUCCGCAAGGCCUACAGACCAGAGCAACCCCUGGUUCGUCUGCGGGGAGGUGCGAAUAUCGGUGAAGGGCGAGUGGAGGUGCUGAAGAAUGGUAUUUGGGGAACGGUCUGUGACGAUAACUGGAACCUGAGGGCCGCUACCAUCGUGUGUCGAGAGCUGGGCUUCGGGAGCGCCAAGGAGGCUCUCACUGGAGCAAAGUUAGGGCAAGGAAUGGGUCCGGUCCACAUGAACGAGGUGGAGUGCUCUGGAUUUGAGAAAUCUCUCACUGACUGCUACUUCAAUAAUGAUGCGCUGGGCUGCAGUCAUGAGGAAGACGCUGCUGUACGCUGCAAUAUACCUGCCAUGGGUUUCCAGAAGAGGAUACGUCUAAGCGGAGGAAGAAACCCCCUCGAGGGACGUGUGGAAGUUCUCGCUGAGAAGAACGGUUCUCUGGUUUGGGGAACCGUUUGUAGUGAAAACUGGGGGAUUAUAGAGGCCAUGGUGGUCUGCAGACAGCUGGGAUUAGGCUUCGCCAACCAUGCGUUUCAGGAGACGUGGUACUGGGCUGGAGAUGCAAAUACAGACAGUGUUGUGAUGAGUGGGGUCAGAUGCUCAGGAACUGAGAUGAGUCUUCCUCAGUGCCUUCAUCACGGCAAACACAUCAACUGCCCGAAAGGAGGAGGACGCUUCGCCGCUGGGGUGUCCUGCUCUGAUACGGCUCCUGACCUGGUUCUAAAUGCUCAGCUGGUGGAGCAGACCACCUAUCUGGAGGACCGGCCCAUGUACGCUCUAGAGUGCGCCCUAGAGGAGAACUGCCUGUCCAGCACAGCGAAAAAGAACGACCACAGCUCCUACCGCCGCCUGCUCCGCUUCUCCUCCCAGAUCCACAACGUCGGCCAAGCUGACUUCAGACCCAAAAUGGGUUACCAUUCCUGGACCUGGCAUGAGUGUCACAGGCAUUAUCACAGCAUGGAGGUUUUUACACAUUAUGACCUGCUGAGUCUGAACGGCACCAAGGUUGCGGAGGGUCACAAGGCCAGUUUCUGUCUAGAGGACACUCAAUGUGACGAAGGUAUUCAGAAACGGUAUCUUUGUGCCAACUUUGGUGAACAGGGCAUCACCGUUGGCUGCUGGGACACUUACAGACAUGACAUUGAUUGUCAGUGGAUCGAUAUCACAGAUGUGAAACCAGGAGACUAUAUUUUCCAGGUCGUAAUCAAUCCUAACUAUGAUGUAGCCGAGUCGGAUUAUACCAACAAUGUCAUGAAGUGCAAGUGCCGCUAUGAUGGAUACAGGAUAUGGACGUACAACUGUCAUAUAGGUGGCUCGCGGAGUUCAGACAUGGACGAAUACCCUGGAAUGAGCAACCAGUUGCACCUCAGAUAGGAGACAGUGAGGAACGACAAAGGCUCUCAGUGGAGGAUGCUGCAGGCUGUCACUCAAGACUAUUGAAAUAUGACUGACCACUAUAGAGACUCCAGCACUUCAAUAGGCAGAGACCGCUGCUCUG